Messenger RNA from Truncatella angustata, 1239 nucleotides. RefSeq lists its product as uncharacterized. Lineage: Eukaryota; Fungi; Ascomycota; Sordariomycetes; Amphisphaeriales; Sporocadaceae. The transcript is spliced from 2 exons. The record is from RefSeq and is a predicted model, not a curated record. The coding region runs from base 1 to 1239 and encodes 412 amino acids.
AUGUCGUCUCAGCCAAAUACUGGCAAGGCGGGCGUCAUCAAAGGUGGCACUUCCACCUUGGGCAAGCUUGCCAACUCGGUGCUCGAUGACUUGUUGUACAACAUCUGCCACGACUUGUUAAUAAAGGUACAUCGAGAUGAGAAGAUCGCCCGCGCCUCGACUGCUGCCGUUCGUGUUGAGAAGCUCGCUGCCGACACUUCGGAUUCCUCACAACCUGACGCGAGGCCGGACCUCAGAGUCGAAACCGAUGCCGCCAUCUACGACGACGGCAAGGUGUUGUUGAAGGGAAACCCGUUGGCCACUACGAAAGAUAUCCUCUGUCCAAGAUGCCAUCUGCCGCGAUUACUGUACCCCACCGAUGGCAAGGGAGCCAGGAAACCAGACCCGAGUAUCAUAUAUUGCAAGAAACACCCCUACAUUGACAAGCCUGGCUACGACAUUUAUGGACAAACUUGGGUACCGCAGGGGCCGGGUAGAGGCAAGAAGAAGAAGGACAUGGACAAGAAGGUGGAAACGACGCCGCAGGAUACCCCAGGCGGCACACCCGGGCCGGACGAUACGGGCGGCAAGGGCGGUGCUGCCUCGCGACCACCGAACGUCCUCUCUUUCCCCUCGGCCACUUGCAGUAAAUGCAAACGAUGCAUUCUUGUCACACGGCUGAACAAUCACAUGGGCUCAUGCAUCGGCAACAGCGGCCGGAAUGCUAGUCGAGCCGCUGCGCAGAAGAUCUCCAACGGAGCCAACGGCCACAACGGUAGUCAGAACGACAACACACCACCCCACAGUCAAAAGGGAACCCCCGGACCCGGUUCCAGAGCGAACAGCCCCAAGAAACGAGCCAGCGAAGAAGUGAACAGCGACGACGAUUCAGAGAACGAGAUAGCCCCCAAGAAGAAGAAGCUGAAGUCGUCGGGGGCCACGGCACCCAAGAAGGUCAUCCUGAAGACGAAAGGAGGCUCGUCAGGUCUCAAGAAGGAGAAGGUCAAGACGAACUCCAUGUUGAGCGCUGAGAUGAAAAUGAAUGAUGGCGAUGCGGAUGGCUCCACGGUCGAGGUCGCGCCAAAGAAGAACAUGGCAAAACAUAUCAGCCCAGCCAAGAAGCUCAAGCUGGGCGUUUCCAAGCCAUUGUUGUCCUCGUCGGGUGCAAAGAAUGGCAAAGCGAGCACGAACGGAGCAGGCGGCGGCGAUGAUGCGGGCAGCGAGAGCUCGGGCACCUUGUCAUCUCCACCUGCUCAAUGA